This is a messenger RNA of Coffea eugenioides, 2479 nucleotides long. RefSeq names its product potassium transporter 5-like. The coding region runs from base 11 to 2353 and encodes 780 amino acids. Gene Ontology annotation, biological process: potassium ion transmembrane transport. Lineage: Eukaryota; Viridiplantae; Streptophyta; Magnoliopsida; Gentianales; Rubiaceae. The transcript is spliced from 8 exons. Gene Ontology annotation, molecular function: potassium ion transmembrane transporter activity. Gene Ontology annotation, cellular component: membrane. The record is from RefSeq and is a predicted model, not a curated record.
GUGGAUAAAAAUGUCUACUAGUAGUAUUGCUGAAGAGGUUGCCACUCAAGAAACCAACACUCAUGAGACUAAAAUCACCAAUGAAAUAAGCAGUGGUGAAAGUCCUCCAUCCCAAAUACAGCUCAAAGAACAGAAACUUUCUUGCCGGAAAUUCUCAAGAUAUGACUCCUUGGACGUUGAAGCCAACAACCUUCAUCCCAUUAAUCACCAUAGCUCCAAGAAUGGAGGAUGGUUAGUAACCUUGCAUUUGGCUUUCCAAAGCAUUGGUGUGGUCUAUGGAGACAUUGGGACAUCGCCUUUAUACGUACUUUCCAGCACCUUUCCAGGGGGAAUUAACCAUAACGAUGAUAUUCUUGCUGUUCUCUCUUUGAUUUUGUACACCAUCACUUUGAUCCCGCUCAUCAAGUACGUAUUCAUUGUGCUACGCGCAACCGACAAUGGAGAAGGUGGAACAUUCGCAAUGUAUUCUUUGAUAUGUCGUCAUGCCAAGAUUGGAUUGAUCCCAAGUCAAGAACCAGCAGAUCAAGAUGUUUCGACUUUUCAGCUGGCAAAUCAUCGGUUGCUAAGAGCAUCCAUAUUCAAAUCCAAGCUAGAAAAAAGUAAAUUUGCCAAAUUUUUCCUCCUAAUAAUCACAAUGCUUGGUACAUCCAUGGUGAUUGGGGAUGGUAUUCUCACUCCUUCAAUUUCAGUCUUAUCAGCAGUAGGAGGGAUCAAAGAAGCUACCUCUGCCAUGACAGAAGAGAGGAUUGUAUGGAUAUCAGUUGGAAUUUUAGUCUUCCUAUUUAUGUUUCAAAGAAUGGGAACGGACAAAGUUGGCUACGCUUUCGCUCCAAUAAUCUUUGUUUGGUUCAUAUUCAUUGCUGGCAUUGGCAUCUACAACUUCAUCAAGUAUGAUCCUCUGGUUAUCAAAGCUCUGAACCCAAAAUACAUCUUAGACUACUUCAGAAGAAAUCAUAAAAAUGCUUGGAUUUCCCUUGGGGGAGUGGUUCUUUGUACAACAGGAACUGAAGCAUUAUUUGCUGAUGUUGGUCACUUCAGUGUUCGAUCCAUACGAAUCAGCACGUGUGCUGUGACUUACCCUGCACUUAUAUUAGCAUACACAGGACAGGCUGCGUAUCUUCGCAAGAACAACUCAGAUGUUUCCGAUACCUUCUUCAAGUCUAUUCCAGGUCCCAUGUAUUGGCCAAUGUUUGUGGUGGCUAUUUUUGCUGCAAUCAUAGCAAGUCAAGCGAUGAUCUCUGGGACUUUUUCGAUAAUCCAACAAUCACUAUCACUAGGAUGCUUUCCUCGGGUGAAAAUUGUUCAUACAUCAAGCAAGUAUGAAGGCCAAGUUUACAUACCCGAAAUCAAUUACCUUUUGAUGGUGGCUUGUGUAGCUGUCACUCUUGCAUUUAAGAAUACAGUCAAAAUCGGCAAUGCAUAUGGGAUAGCUGUGGUUUUCGUGAUGACCCUCACAUCGGCAUUUCUAGUGCUCAUCAUGAUUAUGAUAUGGAAAACCAAAAUUCUUCUUGUUAUUUUGUAUGUUCUGGUCAUUGCAUCAGUGGAGCUUGUCUACCUAAGUUCGGUUCUCUACAAGUUUGAUCAGGGCGGCUACUUGCCAGUAGCUUUUGCGAUGUUCCUUAUGUCCAUCAUGUUCACUUGGAACUACGUUUAUAGGAAGAAGUACUACUUUGAGUUAGAUCACAAGGUCUCUCCAGAGAAGCUAAAGGAGGUAAUCAUCGAUACAAACUCUUACCGUCUGCCUGGGCUUGCAAUCUUCUAUUCAGAACUUGUCCAUGGCAUCCCACCAAUUUUUAAGCAUUAUGUCGAAAAUGUACCAGCACUCCCCUCCGUCCUGGUUUUUGUAUCCAUCAAAUCGUUGCCUAUCAGCAAAGUUCCAAUGGAAGAGAGGUUCCUUUUUCGUAGAGUAAGGCCUAAUGAUCUGAAUGUGUUCCGCUGUGUGGUGAGAUAUGGAUACACAGAUGUGCGUAACGAGCAAGAGCCCUUUGAGAAAUUGCUGGUUGAAAGGCUGGGUGAGUUUAUAAAGGAAGACUACAAGUUUUCUAUUGUUGAAGAAUCUCAGGGAAACCAUGAAGAAAUGGACAGUGAUGGAUCAGGCAAUGGUGAAAAUGUUGACCAUGAUCAGGAGGCAGUGAAAAGAGACAUUGAAGUACUGGAAGAGGCAUGGCGUGCAGGCAUUGUUCAUUUUGUAGGGGAACAAGAGGUGGUGGCAGGAAAAGGAGCUAGCUUAGGGAAGAGGAUUUUGAUAGAUUAUGCAUUUAACUUCUUGAAGAGGAACUUGAGGCAAAGCAAUGAGGUGUUUGAUAUUCCUCAAAAGCGAAUGCUCAAAGUUGGGAUGACUUACGAGCUGUAGGACAUAUUCCAAGUUAUAACUACUAGUGUAAUUUGCCUUCUUUUCACCCUCUAAAUUUCUUCCCUUUUACAACUCUCUUUUUCAGAUACUAUUGAAGCAGUACAAUAUCUUAAGUUCUUUCUUUCA